AUGCUACAACUCAGAAUGCUCUCCGGGGAAGCUGUGACGAGCAUACCUGUGGAAGAGAUACACGACGUGAAGGAAUUGAAGCGGCGGCUGGCUCAGCUGCAGGGCAUGCCCCCGCGAUUUAGGCAGAGAGUUGUCUUCCAAGGCGAGAUUUUGAAGGAUACUGUGACGCUGGACUCCCCGAUGUACCUGGACCUCGUGCUGCUGAAGUUUGCUCAUGUUUCUCAAAAACAGGUAGACUACCUUGCAGCCGCUGCUACGCACGGCCGUGUGACCCAGGUUGAGUCCAUGAUGCAGCUGCCCCAAGAUGCGGAUUUGAUUGGCACCAUGCAGCAGCCAGCCUUGAGGUUGGCAUCUCUGGCAGGUCAUGUCGAAGUCGCGCGCUUGCUGUUGGAGGCCGGGGCGGAUGCGAACUUGGCCUUGAAUGACGGCUCAACAGCUUUGAUGAGCGCCGCUGGGCAAGGUCACGUGGAAGUCGCACGCUUGCUGUUGGAGGCCGGUGCCGAGAAAGACUUGGCGGACAACACCGGUUUGACAGCAUUGACGAGGGCAUCUGCGAGAGGUCAUUGUGAAGUCGUUCGCUUGCUGUUGGAGGCCGGUGCCGACAAAGACUUGGCGGACAACACCGGUUUGACAGCAUUGACGAGGGCAUCUGCGAGAGGUCAUUGUGAAGUCGUUCGCUUGCUGUUGGAGGCCGGUGCCGACACAAAUUUUGCCAACAACGACGGCUCGACAGCUUUGACGACCGCAUCUGGCCAAGGUCAUGUCCAAGUCGUGCGCAUGCUCUUGGAGACCGGUUCCGACAAAAACGUGGCCGAUAACCGCGGCUCGACAGCUUUGAUGACUUCAUCUGCACAAGGUCAUGUCGAUGUCGUGCGAUUGCUGUUGCAGGCCGGUUCCGGCAAAGACUUGGCCGACAACCGCGGCUGCACAGCUUUGAUGAUCGCAUGUUUGCAUGGUCAUGUGGGUGUCGUGCGCGCGCUGUUGGAGGCUGGUGCAGACAAAAAGGCCGGCCACUGUUGUGUCACUGCUUUGUUGAUCUCAUCGUCGCGGGGUGAUCUGGAAGUUGUCCGCUUGCUGCUGGCCGACGAGAACUUGCCCAAAAGCUAUGGCACUUAUCUUUUGGCAGUCGCAGCCGCAAAAGGUCAUUGUGAAGUCGCUCGCUUGUUGUUGGAGGCCGGUGCCGACAAGAAUUUGGCCGACAUCGACGGCUCGACAGCUUUGACGACCGCAUCUGGCCAAGGUCGUGUCGAAGUCGUACGCAUGCUGCUGGAGGCCGGUGCCGACGCAAACUUGCCCGACAACAACGGCGUCACAGCUUUGAUGACUUCAUCUGCGCAUGGUCAUGUCGAUGUCGUACGAUUGCUGGUGGAGGCCCGUGCCGACACAAGCUUUGCCGGCAACGACGCUUUGAGAGCUUUGACGAUCGCACCUGCGAACGGUCACACGGAAGUCGUCCCUGUUUCGUCGCAGGCUUGUGCCGAUAAAUUCCUGGCCCGCAAAGACGGCUUCACUUCCUGCAUAAGGCGCCUGGGAAAGGUCAUGUUGGAUUCGUGCUCCUGCUGUCGGAGUUUGUGGCUGGAUGCGCAAGACCUACAGCACUGCUCUGCAGUCCGUGACAGGUGA
Molecule: messenger RNA, 1623 nt
Organism: Symbiodinium sp. CCMP2592
Lineage: Eukaryota; Dinophyceae; Suessiales; Symbiodiniaceae
Source: the annotation of a GenBank genome assembly